GGAUCGGGAAGCGUCACUUUAGCAGUUUUGUUUUUCUUGUUAAAAAUUGUGUUGUGGCGGAUGUUAGUGUCUAAUAAUGGUGGAUUAUUAACCACUAAGUGUUCGGGAACAUGCACAAGUGUUGGCGAGUGAAACAAAAUAGCGAAAAGUGUCUUUCGCCGUUCCCUCGAGAAGUCCACGGGGAGGUUCCAGUAAAUCCCCAUACUUUUGCUGGAACAUAGGGAAAGGGGGAUUGACUUGACUGCCACUUAUUUUGACUUGAUUUAUUACUUUGACCACGAGUGCUAUAGUAUUUGUAAACAUUUUAACACUUGACAUUGGCUAAAUGCACAAGACGUGCCAAGCCAUUUAGAUAAAAAAAAACAAACCACAGACUAUCACAGAGUAUCAGGCAGAGUACAAGUAUCCACAAAAAUAAUUUAUUCUGAAAUUAUUUUUUGGUGUUAGCCCAAAGAGAACUAUAAUACAUCAUACCUUCAAGCAAUCACUUUAUCCGGGGCCAUAAAAUGACGACAGUUUUAUUCACAAUAUGCAAAAUUUUAUUAUUUGUAUUAGUUUUUAUGAGCGUCAUAACUCAUGUAGUACUCGGUAAUUCACCGCCUAAAAAACUUCAAAUAGGAGUUAAAAAACGUCCAGCUGAAUGUCCUAUUAAAAGCAAGAAGGGAGAUUUAUUACAUAUGCAUUAUACGGGCACAUUGGAUGAUGGUACAGAAUUUGAUAGUUCUAUUCCUCGAGGCAAUCCUCUUACUUUCACUCUUGGUUCUGGUCAAGUAAUUAAAGGGUGGGACCAAGGACUUAUUGGCAUGUGUGAGGGUGAACAACGGAAGCUUGUGAUUCCUCCAGAGCUGGCAUAUGGUGAAGCUGGGGCUCCUCCUAAGAUACCAAAGUCAGCAACACUCACGUUUCAUGUUGAUCUUGUGAAAAUAGAAAGAAAAGAUGAACUUUAAGUAUGUAUUUGAUCACUUAAAAAUUUCUUUUCUGAAUGUAUUUAUACACUACAG
Messenger RNA from Chilo suppressalis (striped riceborer), 1001 nucleotides. The record is from the annotation of a GenBank genome assembly. NCBI's taxonomy places the organism in Eukaryota, Metazoa, Arthropoda, Insecta, Lepidoptera, Crambidae.